AUGCUUCUGCAUCGCUUUCUUCCCCUAACAUUUAUUCGGGGGAGUUUGCAUACGUCUACAGUUCUUCACAAACAACCUGCCCAUGACCGUCAGAGAAGACGUCGAAAAAUAGUUCCACCAUUUCAUCAACAGCCAUAUUACGAUGAAGAUCCUCUAAAAAAAAUAAAGCUGCACCAUAUAUUUCCUAGUAAUAUUCCCGGAUCUUGGGGAUCAACUGAUAUUGCUACGAAAGAAAAGUUUUUCAAAGUUGGACAAACGUUAGGAGCUCUUCCCUCUUUAUAUGAUAAACUUGGAGAACUCUACUAUCACGAGAACAAUAUGUGGUACCACCGAAUAAACCUUCCACUUGACUGUACAGAAACACUGGAAUUUUCUCAAUACAUUACUCGAACCACUCUUCGCCACCUAAAAGAAAUUGAGGGUAUUCACUCUUCAGCAUCGAAUGUUAAUACUGUGCUUCGAAAUCGGCUUCAAGAACUGGUGGCUUUGAGUUCCUUCGACCAGACAAUGGCACCCAAGACGCGACAGCUAUUUCUGAGCUCCUUUAUGGAGUGCAUACAUGGGACACUAGCUGAAUAUUUCAGAAACUGUCAUCUGUGUGACAGUUCUAAUCAGUUGUGCACUGGUGCCAAAGUGGAAACUUUUUUUAAGCGAACAGGCUUUGCGGAUAUAUAUGAUAAUGAAAGGAUUGGUAAAGAACGUUUGCUGGAGGACAUUUGGGAACCAAAUCAAGAGAUUGUUCUCGAUUCGGAUGGCAUGCUUCGGUUCAGAGUGUGCAGUAAUUUAGCUUGGCUUAUUCGAUCGGUAUCGCCACUCCCACCAUUUGUUGCGCCGUCGGAAGCGGUCUGCUUCGAGAACACUCUUCCGCCAGACGGUCGCCUUUAUCGCCCUGAGGUCUUCGAUUUUGAACCGACCAAUCAUUAUGAAUUCAGCUGCCUGCCCUUCGUCGACAACGCCCGAUCCCCAGAAUACAUUCGAACUGUCGCCGGUUUCUGGCCUGACAGUCCGUUCUGGCCCGUCUCAGGAGGCGACCCCUGUCACUUCGGCCUGCUGGGUGUUCUCGACGUCACACCGACCAACCAAUUGGCUCUGCUCUCUCCCGACGACCCAAUCACCUCCAAGGUCAUCGCUCGCAACUCCCUUUCACAGGGACUCCUCGCUGCCUUCGCGUUGUCCUCCGCCAUGGCCUACAACCAAGGCUUUACCCUCUACAACGAAAUUGACCGGCCCUUCACCACACAACUUCUGCUGUAUAACGCUGUGGAUCAGAGCUGGCAGCUGCUGGCUUACCAGUUGAACUCGCUUUGCGGUCUGUGGAAGGCGGAGGACGCGGGAGAGCCGCUCAACUUGGCCUGGCACUCGGAGCGCAUUCCGAUGUUUGAGAAACCCGGUGAUAUUCAUAGCCGCCUCAACGUCGAGGCAGUCGCUCUCAUCUCGAGUGCGAUGAUGCGAGCCCCCGAAGAGCGCGCCGACACGCAGUCGCCCCGCCGUCUCAUCCCCGACUCCGUGAGUGAGGAGGAGUUGCGCGCCGAGGUCCACGCCGAAGGUGUCCUCACAGCCGCCGAACACGACGCCCUCCUUGCUGCUGAGAGCGAUGAAGUCGCGAAGAGAAAUCUGCCUUUGCGGGUGUUUCCCAAACCAACACCUCACCCGAAUGAAGUCUUCUUCCUUAAGCUGACUGAUCGAGCAGAACUGCUGGAGGAGAUGCGUGAGAAGAUGCCCGCUUUUGGCGGCCCUCGGACACCAUUCUAUGAGGACAGCGAAAUGCCCUUGAAGACGAGGGAGGCAAUUCGCGAACUCAAGCGGAUAAAGCGAGCGAAAACACCCCACAGUAAGGUAUUGCGGCGCCCAACACGAUGGAGAUAA
Molecule: messenger RNA, 1866 nt
Organism: Mesocestoides corti
Lineage: Eukaryota; Metazoa; Platyhelminthes; Cestoda; Cyclophyllidea; Mesocestoididae
Source: the annotation of a GenBank genome assembly